Molecule: messenger RNA, 411 nt
Organism: Trypanosoma grayi
Lineage: Eukaryota; Euglenozoa; Kinetoplastea; Trypanosomatida; Trypanosomatidae
Exons: 1
Coding region: 1-411 (136 amino acids)
Source: RefSeq, a predicted model, not a curated record
AUGGGCGGCCAGCGCACGGACAUUUGCAUCCCGGACGGGGCAAAAGCACCCACCAUGGUUUUCAUUUGUUCGUUGCCAAGCGCAAAGCCCGCACAUGAUUUAUCACAUCGAAGGUGUUUUGGCCCUCAAAUAAGGGAAGGCUGGCAUGCAUUUCGAACGGGUAGAAGCAGCAGUUUCGACCAGCAUGCGCGGGGUGUGCUAACCUUUGCCGCGCAAAGCAACUUGCAUUUUCCAAGGGCUUUGAACGAAGUACCGACAGCUCUGCGAUCCGAUCUGGCCAUGGUGUUAAAUAAGGCAUUCGUCUUGCAUCACGGAUGCGGCGGCGCCAGUGCACAAUUGCCCGAUGAAACGUUUCGGGCACAUCAGCGUAAACGCGUGCGGUUUCAGGAGCUUCAGCAGAAGCGGGGCUGA